Molecule: messenger RNA, 3267 nt
Organism: Populus euphratica (Euphrates poplar)
Lineage: Eukaryota; Viridiplantae; Streptophyta; Magnoliopsida; Malpighiales; Salicaceae
Gene: FAR1
Product: FRS (FAR1 Related Sequences) transcription factor family
Exons: 7
Coding region: 16-2544 (842 amino acids)
Biological process (GO): regulation of DNA-templated transcription
Molecular function (GO): zinc ion binding
Source: RefSeq, a predicted model, not a curated record
CGGGAAUGCGUUUUUAUGAUGACGGAGAGGAAUCAUAAAAUGAUUGAUGAUAUGAUCGAUCUUCAAGAUAAUGUUCCUGCUGAUGAUGUAGUGGGUGGAAGUAUUGUUGGUGUGGUGGAUGUGAUGCACAGUAGAGAAGUUGCGGUUGUUGAUUCUCCCAAAAGGGCUGUAGCUAUGUUUGAAGGGGAUGUAAACUAUGAGCUAUGUGAUGGUAUUGAAUUUGGAUCACAUGAGGAAGCAUAUUCGUUUUAUCAGGAAUAUGCAAAAUCUAUGGGGUUCACCACUUCGAUAAAGAAUAGUAGGCGGUCAAAGAAAUCAAAGGAGUUUAUUGAUGCUAAAUUUGCUUGUUCUAGAUAUGGAGUUACACCAGAGUCUGAUAGUGGUAAUAGUCGGCGAUCAACUGUGAAGAAGACUGAUUGCAAAGCCAGUAUGCAUGUGAAGAGAAGGGCUGAUGGCAAGUGGAUAAUUCAUGAAUUUGUCAAGGAGCAUAAUCAUGAGCUCUUACCUGCUCUAGCGUAUCAUUUUCGAAUUCACAGGAAUGUGAAAUUAGCUGAAAAGAACAACAUUGACAUAUUGCAUGCUGUCAGUGAACGAACAAGAAAGAUGUAUGUUGAGAUGUCUCGACAGUCAGGUGGGUAUCAAAAUUUUGGGUUAGUAAAGAGCGAGAUGAAUAUGCAGUUUGAAAAAGGCCGGCAUUUGGCCCUUGAUGAGGGUGAUGCACAAGUAGUGCUGGAAUAUUUUAAGCAUGUCAAGAAGGAGAAUGCAAACUUCUUCUAUGCAAUAGAUUUGAAUGAAGAGCAGCGUCUGAGAAAUUUGUUCUGGGUUGAUGCAAAAAGCAGGGCAGAUUAUAUUAGCUUUAAUGAUGCUGUUUGUUUCGAAACCUUCUAUGUAAAAUACCACGAGAAAUUGCCAUUUGCCCCUUUUGUUGGGGUGAAUCAUCACAGUCAGCCAAUCUUACUCGGAUGCGCAUUUAUUGCAGAUGAGUCUAGAUCAACAUUUGUUUGGUUAAUGAAAACAUGGCUUAGAGCAAUGGGUGGGCAAGCACCUGAAGUUAUAGUCACUGACAUGGACAAAACCUUGAAGGCGGCCAUUGAAGAAGUCUUCCCAAAAACCCGUCACUGCUUUUCUCUUUGGCAUAUAUUAGAAAGAUUGCCUGAAACUCUCUCUCAUGUGAUUAAACAACAUGAGAAUUUUUUGCCAAAAUUCAACAAGUGCAUUUUCAAAUCAUGGACAGAUGAUCGGUUUGAUAUGAGGUGGUGGAAAAUGGUCACCCGGUUCGAACUUCAAGAUGAUGAAUGGAUUCAGUCAUUGUAUGAAGAUCGUAAAAAGUGGGUGCCUACCUACGUGGGGGAUACUUUUCUAGCCGGAACUUCUGCUACACAGCGUUCUGAAAGUAUGAGUGCAUUCUUUGAUAAAUACAUUCAUAGGAAAAUCACCAUGAAAGAGUUCAUGAAACAAUAUGGAACAAUUCUACAAAAUAGGUAUGAGGAUGAGUCCGUUGCAGAUUUUGAUACUUCCCACAAACAGCCUGCCUUAAAAUCUCCUUCUCCUUGGGAAAAACAAAUGUCAAUGGUUUAUACUCAUGCAAUAUUCAAGAAAUUUCAAGUUGAGGUUUUAGGUGUAGUUGGCUGCCAUCCUAAAAAGGAAAGUGAAGAUGGAACAUUGGUGACGUUUCGGGUUCAAGACUGUGAAAAAGAUGAACAUUUUUUGGUCACAUGGAACCAAACAAAUUCAGAGGUGUGCUGUUUCUGCCAUUCGUUUGAAUAUAAAGGUUUUCUUUGUAGGCAUGCAUUGAUUGUUCUCCAAAUUUGUGGCCUUUCAAGCAUACCACCUCAUUAUAUUCUGAAGAGGUGGACAAAAGAGGCAAAGAGUAGGCAACCAAUAGCUGUAGGAACAGAACGGGCACAAACUAGGGUGCAGCGCUACAAUGAUUUAUGCAAAUUGGCCAUUGAAAUGAGCGAAGAAGGAUCAUUAUCUGAAGAGAGUUACAAUAUUGUUCUCCAUACACUAGUAGAAGCUCUGAAGAAUUGUGUGAAUGUGAAUAACCGCAAUAACAGUGUAGCAGAAUCUAGUACCUAUACUCUGGCUCAUCGUGAAGCAGAAGAAGAAAACCAGGGAAGCCUUGUUACCAAAUCAAGUAAAAAGAAGAACCCAGUCAGGAAAAGAAAGGUACAAUCAGAUCCAGACGUCAUGCUUGUUGAAGCACCAGAUAGCUUGCAGCAAAUGGAAAAUCUAAGCUCGGAAGGUAUUAACCUUGGCGGAUAUUAUGGUACCCAGCAGAACGUGCAAGGACUGGUACAGUUAAACUUAAUGGAGCCGCCUCAUGAUGGUUACUAUGUCAAUCAACAGAGCAUGCAGGGUCUGGGGCAGCUGAAUUCCAUAGCACCCAGUCAUGAUGGUUUUUUUGGGGCUCAGCAAAGCUUGCAUGGGCUGGGGCAAUACGACUUUCGGCCUCCAACUGGUUUCAGUUAUAGCAUGCAGUUGCAGGAUGACCCUCAUUUGAGACCUUCACAUAUGCAUGGCAGUGCUUCAAGACACGCAUAAGGAAGUAGGAUGUUUUCAUAUUGGCAGCUAGAAUGACAGUUUUCCUCCUGAGAUGGCUGACAUCUUCCUUAGAGGUAUAUAACACUGAUUGAAAAACUAACUCCAGGAAUUGCGAACACCAUUUUUAUGAGCAGAAGUCAUCGCUUUGAUAGUUCAGAAGCUAAUCCCCAAAAUGAAGGCAGAAGACAUCCAGGAUUUUUUAUCCAGCAGUUUAUCUGGAACCCGGUCUUAAUUUAUGCCACACCAAGUCACUAACAGCUAUGGUAGCACAAUUUAUUGGUAGAGCAAUGACUGAUUACGAUAUGUGCAUGAUUACGACUACAGGCACCACAUCUGCCUAAGCUAAUUGGAGACUCAAAGAGACUGUCCUUCUCGAAGAGUAGAUUCUCCUUGUGGUGAGAUGAAAAAGAUGCCUCGUUGCUGGAGCAUACAAGGAAUGUUCUUCUUCAUGUCCAUAGUAGAUUGUGUAGAUCUGUUGUUAUUAACCAAUCCCUCCUGUCAACCCUUUCCUGGUAUUAGUAGAUGUGGAAAAUACCUAACUUCAUGUAGAAGCACAACAAUUCUCAGGAUGAGUAGUUUAUUCAAAUCAGAUCGAGCUCUUCUCCUGUAAGCCCCCGCAUGACCAGUCAUGUAACAGGAGGAAUUGGUCCUUGUAAAACAUGUAUUUGUUGAUUAUGACACCUUUCUCAACACUUUACAAUUUAUUUAUUUAUUUGUUGUUUU